Molecule: messenger RNA, 315 nt
Organism: Ostertagia ostertagi
Lineage: Eukaryota; Metazoa; Nematoda; Chromadorea; Rhabditida; Trichostrongylidae
Source: the annotation of a GenBank genome assembly
AUGCUAAUAAAUCUGCUCGAAUUCUUCUUUCGACGUCAUUGUAUCGUAGCUAAUAUUCUACAACAAAACAGCUAUGAAUGGAUUUUAUUCGUGGACAGCGACAUUGGUGUGGUCAACGAGAAGGUAAGAAUAGAGAAGUACAUACGGAACGAGGCCGAUAUCAUAUUCUAUGACAGGUAUUUCAACUUCGAAAUAAUGGCAGGCACCUAUUUGGUUAGAAAAUCCGACUUUGCUAUCAAAUUUCUCCAUGGCUGGGCAGACUAUGAGAAGCGUCUUCCAGACAAUUUUAACGGAAGCGACAAUGGUGCUAUACAU